Molecule: messenger RNA, 342 nt
Organism: Ilex paraguariensis (yerba mate)
Lineage: Eukaryota; Viridiplantae; Streptophyta; Magnoliopsida; Aquifoliales; Aquifoliaceae
Source: the annotation of a GenBank genome assembly
AUGGUCCAAGAAAAAACUGUGGUAAAACUUGGAUCAAUUUUGGACAUAACAAAAGCCAAAAUGAAGAGCAACUUGUCGCCUCUGUACCGCCACCCCAAGGUUUUAGAGGAAGCAGAAAGAGAAAGACAGGCUGUGGGAUGCAGCAGAGAGAAUGUUGCGGGGAAGUCCGGUGGUGGUGCCACGGUGAAAAAGGCGGCGACACCCCAAAGGAUGGAGAGGAAGGUAUCGGAAGACAUCAAUCAAAGCGCAGAGGCCUUUAUUAGAAAAUUCAGGCAAGAGCUGGUGAUCCAGAGGCUUGAUUCUAUAGAGAAUUACGAGAAAAUGCUAGCAAGAGGAACAUAG